Molecule: messenger RNA, 4186 nt
Organism: Eupeodes corollae
Lineage: Eukaryota; Metazoa; Arthropoda; Insecta; Diptera; Syrphidae
Exons: 1
Coding region: 185-4186 (1333 amino acids)
Biological process (GO): DNA integration
Molecular function (GO): nucleic acid binding
Source: RefSeq, a predicted model, not a curated record
AUUACAAAUAAUUGGCGACGAGUAUUAAAAAUUAUUUUGUUUAAAAUAAUCUUUAUUUCGUAUUACGAAACAAGAAGUUCGGUUAAAUAUUUUUUUUAACAAAAAAAAAAAAAAAAAUAAAAAAAGAAAAAGUACAAACGAAUUUCGUUUAUGCACAAAAAAAAAAAUAUAACUUCAUUGAACAAUGACGCCACCAGUACCAGUCACUGUAUUCCAAACUACAGCAGUUCCAGAAUUUUCACCCAGUAAUGAAAGUUUUUCAAUAUGGAAAGAAAAAUUGGACAUUCAUUUUUGCGAAAUAAACUGCACUGAGGACAAUCAAAAAAGGGCAGUCUUAUUGAAAUCGAUAGGCGCAGUCCCGUACAGUGUUUUACACAGUCUAUGCAGUCCAGAAGCACCUGUCACAAAAACGUAUAAACAUUUGUGUGAAACCCUUACAUCUCAUUAUACUCCACCUACGAUCGUAUUCCGAGAACGAAAAAAGUUUCAUUCUUCUACCAAAACCGAUGGAGAAACAGUUGCAGAUUGGUACGCUCGAGUAAAAAAACUGGCAUUAAAUUGCAAAUUUGGUACAGAUCUAGAUUCCUUCAUUUUGAACCAAUUUAUCAUGAGCUUGCCAAGUAAAAUCUUCGAGAGGUUAUGUGAAGAAGAUGAAAAGUUAACUCUUCCAGACGCAUUAAAAAAAGCAAUGAUUAUGGAAACAAAAAUCAGCGAAAAAGUCGUCAACGAAGAAGCAGUUAAUUACAUAAAAAAUCUUAAAUCUAAAAAGAGCAAUGGUAAAGCAGCAGCAGCGGGUAAAGGCGGUAGCAGUGGCAGUGCAGGCGGCGGCGGCGGUAGCAGUAACUAUGGAAACAAACACAACAAGCAGCAGAAAGUUUGCUCUCAUUGUGGUUGGCGUAACCACAGUUCUCAGUACUGUAAAUUUAAAGAGAGCAAGUGUCACAGUUGUGAAAAGAUUGGGCAUCUAGCAUCAGUCUGUAGUGUUAAGAAAAACAAAACAGUAAAUUACGUAUCAAAUUCAGAUAAUAAUUCAACUUACGAAUUCAAUGAUUUAUUUAAUUCUUCUAUUUUUAGUAUAUCUCCAAAUUCAAAUUGUGGCCUGUACUCUCUGUCAGUGGUUAUUGAUGGUGUAAGCAUGGAGGUCGCUUGUGAUACCGGUGCUCCUUGCACGUUGGUUCCAGUUUCGUUUUAUGAACAGAUCGAUAGUAAAAUGCAGCUAAGGCCGUGCCACGUCCCAUAUGUUGAUUACAGCGGGGAAAGAAUUUUAAUCUUAGGUGAGUACGAUGCAUGCAUAUCGUAUAAAGGUAUCAAGAAGAAUAUUGUUGUUGUGGUCUCUAAAAAUAACAGUCCUCCUUUGCUUGGUCGUACAUUUUUGAGAGCAUUUAAUUUUGAAUUGAUGCAAGUUAACUCGGUAGAAACUAAUGAUAAAUACUCAAUUGUUGUUGAGCAGAUAAAAAACGAGUUUUCGGAAGUUUUCAAAGAAGAGCUAGGCACUUUUAACAUUAGUAAAAUAUCAUUAGAUUUAUGCGAUAAUUCAAAGCCUGUUUUUUUUAAACCCCGGCCUUUGCCACUAGCAUGGAAAGAUAGAGUUGAAAAGCAAUUGCGAGGUUUAGUCCAGAGUGGUGUGCUUGAGCACAUUAACAACUCUGAAUGGGCAACUCCUUUGGUUCCAAUUUUGAAACCAAAUGGCGAUCUUCGAAUUUGUGCUGACUAUAAAGUCACUAUUAACAAAUGGUUGGUAGACUUUAAAUACCCUUUGCCUCGUAUUGAGGAAAUCUUUGCGACAUUCAACGGCGGUGAAUUAUUCACAAAACUUGAUUUGUCGAAUGCUUACAACCAACUUUUAUUAGACGAAAAAUCGCAGCUUCUUUGUACCUGGAGUACACAUAUCGGUUUAUUAAAAGUUAAGCGAUUACCGUUUGGUGUUAAAACCGCAGCCGCAAUUUUUCAAAAGUCAAUGGAAACGUUAUUACGAGGAAUUCCAUUUGUUGUGGUAUAUCAAGAUGAUAUUACAAUCACGGGUCCAAAUAUUGGUCAACACAUUACAACAUUGAAGUCGGUUUUAACAAAACUUAAAUCAGCUGGACUUAGGUUAAAUGUUGGGAAAUGUGAAUUUUUCAAAUCUAAAAUUUGCUACUUAGGAUUUACUAUCGAUAAGCAUGGUUUGAGUAAAAACAACGAUCGGAUUUCAAGUGUCUCAUUAGCACCUAUCCCGAAAGAUGUUUCUGAGCUCAGGGCUUUUAUUGGUAUGGUGAACUACUAUUCAAAGUUCAUUAACAACUUCUCUAGUAAAAUGUUUCCUUUAUAUAAGCUUUUACGCAAAAACAUUAAAUUUAUCUGGUCAGAAGAAUGCCAAAAAUCAUAUGAAUUGAUAAAAUCGGAAGUUACGUCAGAUCAGGUCUUAGUGCAUUUCAACCCUGAUAUGCCCAUUAUUCUAACCACAGAUGCCAGCAGCAAUGCUGUAGCUGGGGUUCUUUCUCACAAAUUGAACGAAGGUUCGAGGCCAAUUGCCUUUGUAUCAAGGGCAUUGACAAAAAGUGAGAGUAACUAUAGUACUCUCGAGAAAGAAGCGCUCGCUAUUAUUUUUUGUGUUUCAAAACUGAAACAAUACCUGUUGGGAAAUAAGUUUGUUUUGCGAACCGACCAUAAACCGCUUUUAAGUAUAUUUGGGGAGCAUAAGGGUUUGCCUCUCAUGGCCUCUGCGCGCAUGCAGAGAUGGGCUCUCAUACUUUCAGGUUUUGAGUAUACUGUUGAGUAUAUAAAAGGUACAUUAAAUGAUGCCGAUGGCCUUUCACGAAUGCCACAAACCUUUUCCGUGAAUGAUUAUGAUGAGAUUAACUACGUGAACUAUAUUGAAUCAGAAAAUUAUUUAAAUUUGAGUUUCAAGGACAUAGCUCGGGAAACAAGACGUGACCCAGUGUUGUCAAAGCUCAGUGAAGCCAUUCAAAAUGGUUCAGUGCGUAACUUGAAAGGUAAUGAAUUUACUCCGUAUCGAAAUAAAUCAGAUGAGUUUUCGGUAGAAUACGAUUGUGUGUUAUGGGGUUAUCGCACCAUUGUACCUACAAAGCUGCGAACACACAUACUUUCUGAACUACAUGCCUCACAUUUGGGUAUUGUUAAGACCAAAAUGCUGGCUCGUUCUUACGUUUGGUGGCCAGGAAUGGAUGCAGAUAUUGAAAAUUUAAUUCAAAAUUGUAUUCCUUGUCAAGAAUUACAACCUAGUCCAGAAAAAAGUUCGUUAAUCCCAUGGAACCCUUCUUACUCGGUAUGGAGUCGAGUUCAUGCAGAUUUUGCAGGUCCUAUUGGGAACUUUUAUUUUUUUAUUGUCAUUGACUCAUUUUCCAAAUGGGUUGAAGUAUUCAAGACGAAGGAGAUUACUUCUUCAUUUACUAUUAGUAAACUCAGGGAAUUAUUUUGUCGCUACGGACUAGUUGACGUUCUCGUAACAGACAACGGUCGACAAUUUACGUCACAUGAAUUUUCUACAUUUACAAAAAAUAAUGGUGUUAAACACAUUUUUACGGCACCUGGACAUCCGGCUACAAAUGGCCAAGCCGAAAAUUUUGUUAAAAUUUUAAAAAAAUCUAUCCUUGCAAAUCUGAAGGAUCAUAAAAACGUCUGUAUAGACACAAUUUUAAAUAGAUUUAUGGUUGAUUAUCGCAAUACUAAACAUUGUUCGACUGGUGAAUCACCAGCCAAGCUUUUCUUUGGGCGCGUUCUGAAAACACGUUUUAGUUCUUUAAAACCUCCAAUCACAAGAGAAAAGAUAUUAGAUAGUCAACAUAAAAUUGUUGCGAAUUAUAAAGGCAAUCGCAAUGCUGAAUUUUCCAAAGGACAAAAAGUUAUGAUUAGAGACUACAGAAACAUCAAUAAACCAAGUUGGACUCAAGCAACAGUAAGAAAACAACUUGGACCUCGGACAUAUUCGUGCAUCAUUACUCAUAAUAACAGAGAGAUUAAACGGCACUUAGAUCAAAUUAGAAAUCAAAACGUCAGUCAAAACAAUAAUCAAGAUCAACAAACUGAAAUCAAUGUGCAAGCGAGGUCAUCAGACGUUCAAUCUGAAAUUGUAACUAGUGCAGAAGGCAGUUCCGGAGAUGUCUCUGUUUUGUCCGAUCAGGCACUUCAAAGUGGCACUGACAGAGCGUUGAGGCCACGUCUUACUAAAAUAAAUUAUUCUGAAUAA